GGACCUCCGUCAGGCAGCUGGGACUGGGCUGGCCUGGCAGUUGGAGACCUAGGGAGACUUAGGAAGGUCUCCUCGCUGAAGAGGAAAAGAAAAAUCUGGAGGAAAUUUGGAGGAGGACAGUGAGUGGGGAAGGUGAAGGGAGAGAGAGAGGCGUUGCACGGUCCAGUUGAAGAGCUCAGCAGUUGGGAAACGCCAGGCUCUGCAGAAAGGGUAGAAGGGUAGAAGUCUUGUUUCCACGUCUCCUUAACUGGGUGCAAGAGACAGACAGUCAGAGGGGACAGACAGUCAGAGAGCAACGUGCUUUUUUAUUGGGGACCGGGGCACCGCUUGAACUCUUCGCCACAGGGCCGCACGCCUCUCCGAUUCCUCAAGGAAGUCCACCGGGUCCCUGUCGGUGUCCUCCCCAGCAGUCACCGGCGGACGGGGGAGAGCCGAGCCGUCCGGUACCGUCGUGACCAGCGUCCGGCCGUGUGGACGGCGCCCAGCUCAUCUGCGGGAGGCAGUAGUAGUAGUGAGGCCGAGAGUCUACUCCCAGAACCGCGGCACUCGGCCGAGGCAGAGGCCGGAGUCCGGCGGGCAUCAUGAGGAACUACCCUACUUCGGACCGCCAUGCUCUGCUGCGCUACUCCCAGAACGAGUCGCUGUCUGCCCCCCAGGUGCCCCGCCUCAACUACCUGAGCGUUCUGGAGGACAAGCCCAGGGUCCAGAUGAAAAAGUUCCUGCUGCACCGCAUGUUUCUUGUCGCCAUGGUGCCCGGCGAGGUGCAGGAGGUCCCCACUUUCCUGGAGAGGAUAUUCCAGAACGCUCUGAAACAGCACCUGGGGGAGCCGGUGACGGGCAUCGCCCUGCUGUACCCGAGCUCCGUCCUGGUCGUGCUGGAGUCCUCCAGCGGGAGCCUGUACAGAGUCCUCCAGGAGCUCGACCGGCCUCCGGAGCCCGGCCGAGAUGCCGCCCUGCUGCAGGGCACAAAGAUCCUGGUGGUGUCCCAUGACAUCCCGGCGCGGCUCUUCCUGCAGUGGCACGUCUCCGUCAUCACCGUCCCCGUCAUGUACCUGGAGGACGUCACUCAAUCUCAGUCGCCCGAAGAGGUGGUCACCGAAUGCCUCACCCUGGUGCUCAAACUGGGCGUGUUCCUCCUGAAGACCAUCAAGGUGGGCACCAGGUUCCCCGGGGCCAACCUCCACCAACUGGUUCCCGAGCUCCUCAUCCCAGAAGAGACCAUCAAGUACCUGUCCAAGUGUGAACUCUUCAUGACUCCGGGACAGUUUCUGGAAAUGUACAGCAAUCCCAUAUACAUCCACAUGGACUCAGAGAGCGUCUGGCCCAUCCCUGCCAGUCUGUAGACCAGAUGGGCCCGAGGCCCUGGCCCGUGUGGUCGUGAGGUCUCACGGAACGAUGCCCCCGGGAGGCCAAGGGCCUCGCCCAGGCAUCUGCAUUCCCCAUCGGGGUAAGGUGGAGAGGGUGCGCCGCCUCAGGAGUGCAGCUGAAAAUAGAGCUGGAAGGCCGGCGUUCCGUCCGAAAGAUCGUCUGCUGGUGCUGCUGGGAAUCGGGAUCAAUAAAACUUAGAAAUGCUU
This is a messenger RNA of Ornithorhynchus anatinus (platypus), 1574 nucleotides long. It is a transcript of the gene TEX47, whose product is annotated as testis expressed 47. The record is from RefSeq and is a predicted model, not a curated record. NCBI's taxonomy places the organism in Eukaryota, Metazoa, Chordata, Mammalia, Monotremata, Ornithorhynchidae.